Messenger RNA from Naegleria gruberi, 933 nucleotides. RefSeq lists its product as uncharacterized. The transcript has a single exon. The coding region runs from base 1 to 933 and encodes 310 amino acids. NCBI's taxonomy places the organism in Eukaryota, Heterolobosea, Eutetramitea, Acrasida, Naegleriidae. Gene Ontology annotation, molecular function: oxidoreductase activity. The record is from RefSeq and is a predicted model, not a curated record.
AUGAUCCAACAACACUUAUCAACCUCACUCGUCGAUGUUAUCAUUAUUGGAGGUAGCUUUGCAGGUUUAUCAGCAGCUAUGGCAUUAGGAAGAGCAUCAAAAUCAGUCCUGAUUUUCGACACUAACAAGCCAUGCAAUAGACAAACUCCAUUCUCUCACAAUUUCAUUCUGCAUGAUGGUGAAGCUCCAUCACAAAUUAGCAAAAAAGCCCUUGAGCAAGUUCUCAAAUAUUCAACUGUUUCGUAUAGGAUGGAGGAGGUUUUGAAGGCAAGUAAGGGCGAAUGCAGCAGCAGAUUUCAAGUAGAAACCAAUAAUGGAAUCUAUCAUUCUAGAAAGGUGAUUUUGGCAUCAGGUCUCAAAGAUGAGUUUCCACUCAUUCAGGGAGUUUCUGAAUGUUGGGGAAUUUCUGUUCUUCAUUGUCCAUAUUGUCAUGGUUAUGAGGAGAUUGGAAAGCAAACAGCCCUCAUUUCGAAUAAUGAAAAGACCUUCGAUUCAUGUGUAAUGAUCAGUAAUUGGGCAAAGGAUUUAAUAUUGCUGACUGAUGGCCCUUGUACUCUCACUCCAGAGCAACAACAUUUAGUACAUGUUAAAAAUGGAAUCCAAAUUAUUGAGAAACCCAUUGAAAAGCUCAUUCAUCAUCAAGGUAGAGUUCAAAAGAUUGUUUUUAAGGAUUCUUCUGAAAUUGAACUUGAUGUAAUUUAUCUGAAACCAAAGACAACUCAAGGAAACAACUUGGCCAAACAAUUGGGAUGUGAAUUGACCACAACCAAUGAAAUUAUUGUCGAUUCUCUCCAAAAGACCACUGUUGAGGGUGUGUAUGCUGCAGGAGAUGCCACAACCUACAUGAGAAGCGUGGCAUUGGCUGUGGCCUCAGGUCAAAAAGCAGGUAUUAUGGUUGAUCGUGAAAUUAAUAUUGAAAACUUUAAAAACUAA